UGAGUGUGGGAGUUUGAGGGGUGGGUGACGUCAAGUGUACUCAGGUUGUCUGGACAGGAUCAGUGGGGGCAAGGCAGGCCUGGAGUGGCAUUCCACUGGGCACUUGGAUGUGACCUCGGUUCCUGGUCUGGGAGGUGCUUGCUUCAGUGGAGCCAUGGAGAGGUUGACAAUGGGUGGAAUGUGGCCCCCUUAGGACCCACACUUCAGUGGUGCGCAGGCAUGCCGGCCGAGCCCUGUGCUUUUGCAAGCCUGUUACCCAGCAGUUGAAUGACCAAGGAGAUUUCAGAUUUCCCCAGGGCUGACAGCCAGGCUGUCACCAGGCAGUGCUGGUUUUCCCAGGGUCCAAGGGUUUUUCAGGGUGGAGGGGGCUCUGGGGGUAUUCCAGGAACUUUUCUUAACAGCUGGGUAAAUUGAGAUCCAGAGAGAGCAAGGCACUUGACCAAGGUCUCACAAGGCCACCUCCCUCCUAUCUGUCACCUCCCUCUGUUCCCACGUCCCUUGUUUAGACUCCUGGCCUCCUGCCUGGACAUUUGUAACAACCUCCAUCUGCUGGGCUCUCCAAGAGCUUUGUUUGUCUUCCUAUUAUCCUAAUCUUGCCAUAACCUGCCAGGCACACAUGCUGUUUGAUUGUGUCUGCUCUACUUUCCCCUCUGGUCCCAGACAGAGCACAGAGGUUCCAAGUGCAGACCACAGAGCCGGACUGACCUCAGUUUGAAUCCCAGCUCUGGACCUUCCUAACACGACAAACUGGGGCAAGGUACUCCACAUUUCUGAGCCUCAGUGUCUCUGCGAAAUGCAAACAGUAGCAGUACUUAGUUUAUGAGGUUAUCUUGAUGAUUAAAUGAGAUAAUAUGACAUGCUAGGUUUAAUACCUGCACAGAAUGAGCUCUCAGAAAUGGUCAUUUUUGGGGCUUCCAAGGUGGCGCAGUGGUUAAGAAUCCGCCUGCCAAUUCAGGGGACACGGGUUUGAUCCCUGCUCCAGGAAGAUGCCACAUGCCACCGAGCAACUAAGCCUGUGUGCCAAAAAAAAAAAAAAAAAAAAAAAAACCCCACCACCAACAACAGAAAGUCAUUUUGGGGAGCUCCCUGGUGGUCUAGUGGUUAAGACUUGGCACUUUCACUGCCAUGGCCUGGGUUCAAUCCCUAGUCAGGGAACUGAGAUCCCACAAGCCAUGUGGUGCGGCCCAAAAAAGGAAAAAAACGGGGUCAUUGUUAUAAAGGCCCAUCAGUGCUGGUUGAACUGAAAAGUCAAGGGCAUGGAGGAGUAGACAAAGCUGUGGACCUGGAGGCAGAAGAUGUGGGCUCCGAGUUCAUUGCCAAACGUUGCCUCACUAUGUACUUUUUGGGAAGUCACUCUUCCUCCAGGAACCCUACUUUCCUCAUUUAAGAAAGAGGGAAGAAAUCCCUGCCGUGAUCUUAGAAGCUUGUCAUGUGAUGCCAGGGCAGCAUCUGUGAAAAAGCUUUGCAUCUGUGUAAUGAUUUAAAACUGGCACAGCGGUGGCUGUGGUGUGCUGAUGGCGAUGAGGAUGUUGUAGCCACAGCAGUGGACAGCUGGCUGGGCUGGAGGCUGGUCAGUCUGCAAAUGCUCAGUGCCCACACAGGCUUCCUGUCCCUACCUGCCUGCUCCCGCCUCCAGCAGCAUGCCUUUUGCAUUAGCCUCAGCAUCGCACACGCGAAGAUGUGGGAGGUGCAAAGACCCAACGGCAUCUUCCGAGCCAUCGUGCGGCUGUGUUAAAUGAGGAGCGUGGAGCCAUUGAGAAGACAUGGCGACGUGAAGUAGAGCUGAGCGGCUGCUGCCUGGAGCUCUGCCUUGGCCCUGGGGGCCCCCCUGAGCAAGCGGCAUGCGGCAUCCCCGGGCCUGCCCAGCGUCCUUCAGCCCACUGCCCAGCCCCCCCAGGAGGCCCUGACGCCCUGGGGCACUUCUGCUGUGCACAGGACCACGUGGGGGUUUGCCAUGGUGACAUAAAGGGGCGCAGAGGAAGGAAGGAGCGCGACCAGCCUCGGACUGCGCCCCUGGCUGGGAGGGAGGGCCGGGGCCCCGAUCCUCCACUGCCCGGUGCAGGCCUUGCUCGCUGAGUCUCUGACUUUGUUGGGGGACAACUCGGGUGUCUCCUCCUGCGUGGGGCCUUGGGGUGGCCAGGGCAGGGUGGGCCCCCGGUGGCCGAGGUCUCGGGGGCCAGGAUGCCCGCCCUGGCACGCCUCCGCAGGCUGUGUCGGCAUGUGUCCCCGCAGGCUGUCCUCUUCCUGCUGUUCGCCUUCUGCCUGUUCAGCGUUUUUGUCUCAGCCUACUACCUGUAUGGCUGGAAGCGGGGCUUGGAGCCCUCGGUGGACGCCCCUGAGCCUGACUGUGGGGACCCGCCACCCGUGGCCCCCAGCCGCCUGCUGCCGCUCAAGCCCAUACAGGCGGCUGCCCCUUCCCGCACGGACCCGUUGGUGCUGGUGUUCGUGGAGAGCCUCUACUCCCAGCUGGGCCAGGAGGUGGUGGCCAUCCUGGAGUCCAGCCGCUUCAAGUACCGCACAGAGAUUGCACCUGGCAAGGGCGACAUGCCCACGCUCACCGACAAGGGCCGUGGCCGAUUUGCCCUCAUCAUCUACGAGAACAUCCUCAAGUACGUCAACCUGGACGCCUGGAACCGAGAGCUGCUGGACAAGUACUGUGUGGCCUAUGGUGUGGGCAUCAUUGGCUUCUUCAAGGCCAACGAAAACAGCCUGCUGAGCGCGCAGCUCAAAGGUUUCCCCCUGUUCCUGCACUCGAACCUGGGCCUGAAGGACUGCAGCAUCAACCCCAAGUCCCCACUGCUCUACGUGACCCGGCCCAGCGAGGUGGAGAAGGGCGUGCUGCCCGGCGAGGACUGGACCGUGUUCCAGUCGAACCACUCCACCUACGAGCCGGUGCUGCUGGCCAAGACGCGCUCGUCCGAGUCUAUCCCGCACCUGGGCGCGGACGCCAGCUUGCACGCCGCGCUGCACGCCACUGUGGUCCAGGACCUGGGCCUCCACGACGGCAUCCAGCGCGUGCUGUUCGGCAACAACCUCAACUUCUGGCUGCACAAGCUCGUCUUCGUCGACGCCGUGGCCUUCCUCACGGGCAAGCGCCUCUCGCUGCCUCUGGACCGCUACAUCCUGGUGGACAUCGAUGACAUCUUUGUGGGCAAGGAGGGCACGCGCAUGAAGGUGGAGGACGUGAAGGCCCUGUUUGAUACGCAGAACGAACUACGGACACACAUCCCAAACUUCACUUUCAACCUGGGCUACUCAGGGAAAUUCUUCCACACAGGUACCGAUGCUGAGGACGCAGGGGAUGACCUGCUGCUGUCGUAUGUGAAGGAGUUCUGGUGGUUCCCCCACAUGUGGAGCCACAUGCAGCCCCACCUUUUCCACAACCAGUCUGUGCUGGCUGAGCAGAUGGCCCUGAACAAGAAGUUCGCUGUCGAGCACGGCAUUCCCACAGACAUGGGGUACGCGGUGGCGCCCCACCACUCGGGCGUGUACCCUGUGCAUGUGCAGCUGUACGAGGCCUGGAAGCAGGUGUGGAACAUCCGUGUGACCAGCACGGAGGAGUACCCCCACCUGAAGCCAGCCCGCUACCGCCGCGGCUUCAUCCACAACAGCAUCAUGGUCCUCCCACGGCAGACCUGCGGCCUCUUCACACACACCAUCUUCUACAACGAGUACCCUGGUGGCUCCAGUGAGCUGGACAAGAUCAUCAACGGGGGCGAGCUCUUCCUCACCGUGCUCCUCAACCCUAUCAGCAUCUUCAUGACGCACCUGUCCAACUACGGGAACGACCGCCUGGGCCUGUACACGUUCAAGCACCUGGUGCGCUUCCUGCACUCUUGGACCAACCUCCGGCUGCAGACACUGCCCCCAGUGCAGCUGGCCCAGAAGUACUUCCAGAUCUUCUCUGAGGAGAAGGACCCACUCUGGCAGGAUCCCUGUGAAGACAAACGCCAUAAAGACAUCUGGUCCAAGGAGAAGACAUGUGACCGCUUCCCAAAACUCCUCAUCAUUGGCCCCCAGAAAACAGGCACCACGGCCCUCUACCUGUUCCUGGGCAUGCACCCCGACCUCAGCAGCAACUACCCCAGCUCCGAGACCUUUGAAGAGAUCCAGUUUUUUAACGGCCACAAUUAUCACAAAGGCAUCGACUGGUACAUGGAGUUCUUCCCUAUCCCCUCCAAUACCACCUCCGACUUCUACUUUGAGAAAAGCGCCAACUACUUUGAUUCAGAAGUGGCUCCCCGGCGGGCAGCCGCCCUGUUACCCAAGGCCAAGGUCCUGACCAUCCUCAUCAACCCAGCAGACCGAGCCUAUUCCUGGUACCAGCACCAGCGAGCCCAUGAUGACCCAGUAGCCCUGAAGUAUACCUUCCACGAGGUGAUCACAGCUGGGCCCGAUGCAUCCAUGAAGCUCCGUGCCCUCCAGAACCGCUGCCUAGUCCCCGGCUGGUAUGCCACCCACAUUGAGCGCUGGCUCAGCGCCUUUCACGCCAACCAGAUUCUGGUCUUGGAUGGCAAAUUGCUGCGAACAGAACCUGCCAAAGUGAUGGACACAGUGCAAAAGUUCCUUGGGGUGACAAACACCAUUGACUACCACAAAACCUUGGCGUUUGAUCCAAAGAAAGGAUUUUGGUGCCAGCUGCUCGAAGGAGGAAAAACCAAGUGUCUAGGCAAAAGCAAGGGUCGGAAAUACCCAGAGAUGGACUUGGAUUCCCGCGCCUUCCUGAAGGACUAUUACCGGGACCACAACAUCGAGCUUUCCAAGCUGCUGUACAAGAUGGGCCAGACACUGCCCACCUGGCUACGGGAGGAACUCCAGAACACCAGGUAGCCGUGGCCACCACGGCCAGACGGAAUGUGACGGCAGGGACGUCCCGCCACACGCUGAGCCAGACUGACCUGCGGAGUGCGGAGCUGGGCCCGGGCUGGCCGAGCACUUUCAAGCAAUACUCUGCUGCCGCCCAGGCAGGGCCACACGCGCCCCAGAGCAUCCAGCGCUGGGUCGGUGGCCUCUAGGGCCUCCUUCGCCAGCUGGGGUCCAUUCUGCUCACAGUCGUUCAUGGGGAGGCCACUUCCUGUUGGUGGAAGACCACAGGCUGGUAGGAGGGAGUCCAUGAGACUCUGUUUUCUGUCCUUCACUGUGUUCUAACCGCCGUACCCGCUCCAUCCCAUGACGCCUGCCCCAGUAGGGUGUCCACUCAGUGUUAGCUGCCAUGUUUUCCCCGUCCUCCAGACGACAAGGGGAAGAGCCCAGCUGGGCCUUUUGCCAGACCGGGGAGAGAGACUGGACAUGUCCCUGAUGUUUCAAGCCAGGCUCUGCAGAGGGGCCAGCUGGGAGCCCAGAGGCGGUCACUAGGCUGGGUGUGAACAUGUCCACCUUGAGAGAACGCUGGACCUCCACACCCAUUCUGGUUCAGACCUUUCCAUCCCACCUUCCCUCUUUGGGGAGAGAAUGGCUGGUUCCUACAGCACCCACCCAGUCCUCAAGGCCUCCCUCAGGGCCCUGGGGCACUGCCAUGCCAUUUGGACCCAGACACCCAGACCUCAACCCUACCCCCCUUCUUCCCCCUGGGAGAUGACAUGUGUGGUGUUUCCUGUGGUAAAAGACUGAGGCGGCCGUGGGGUCGGCCGUGUAUAUGUUCCAGUGUACAUAUGUUAUCCCUAAGCCCACCCGUCCUUGGCCCCUGGCAGACACUGGGCAGAGCUGGUGAGACCGCCAUCCCUGCUUUGCGCCAGCUACCUGUGGCUGAGGGUUCCUAGACCCCCUUAACCUCCCAAAUACUAAGAAGCUAAAGUAUUUUAAUUUUUUUUUUCUUGGUGCCAGAGUUUAUACCCUGGGUGCUGGGGUCGCACUGUGUUACAUAUAUAUAUAUAACAUGUAUAUAUAUAUAUAUAUAUAUUAUAUUUUUUUUGGUUGGGUUUGUUUUUAAUUGUCUUACAAAAUGGUGGCAAGCCCCAGUCCCAAAGGGUGUCAUAUCUCAGUGCUAGAGAAUGGGAUGGGGUGGGCAUGUCUUCAUGUGUUGCGGGCCUCAAGGACACAGUAUGGAAGUGCCCUUGGAAGGUCAAGUGCCGUGGCUGCCCCAGAGCUACCCCAGGUGAACAAGGGUGGUGAAAUGCAUAGGGAAGACCUAUUCUCUCCAGGAAAUCUGGCUUCAUAAAGCGCAGUGACCCUGGGGGACUUUUGGCCAAAGGAAACAGCCAAGGUUGGGGUAAGAGGCCCCGGGGCUGAAGGCUGGCCUGUUCCCCUUCCCCUCACAUGGUGCUAGGUUGGGAGCUGCCCUGGGACCCACAAAACUGUCUCCAGGCCCCCUGCAGACAAGGGGAUCUCUGGUCGAUUUUCUGGUUGGGGGCCUGCUGCUUCCCCCCUGCUUCUUGUAACAAUGUGAAGUGACUAAGGCUGGGGUGCCUUUCCCAAGCCCCUCCCACUGCCAGUUCAGCUUUGAACUGACACCUAGGAAAUCCUUUCUGGAGAGCCUAGUCUUGUUCAGAAGACUCCAGCAUGUUGGGGCUGAGGGGUCCUUCAACAGGUAUGGACACAGGUCCAGAAAUGGGGGGGGGCCUCCAGGGCUGAUGUCACAGAACUGAUUGGGAGCAGGGCCAAGAACUGAACUUGAGGCUCCUGAGGCUCCCGAUUCCGAGCCCAGUGCUCUUCUUCCAGUGCCACACUGCCUCUGAGCCCAUCCUGGGGACCCUACUCUGUGCCAGGUUGCUGUCCCUCCCUCCGUCACGCCCUUGGUCAUUCCAGGAUAUGGGGACAAACCACUCCUUCCCAGGGUGCCUUCGAGCCUUCUCAGUUCCAGAUCUGCAUCUGUAUCCCUGUCUUGCUCUCCCCACCUCACAAGGUCCUUCCCCAGCCUGGGAGCCUGGGUCUUAGUUCCCAGGGUCUCCACUGGGAUGGCGAAGGGGAAUGUUCUAUGGGGCCAGCUGCACGUGGUUCUCCUGUCCCCUGAGAGAAGGGUUCCCCUCAUGCUUCUCACCGGGUAACCCUGGGCGCUGUCAGCGCCUCAGGGACUGCGGAGCGGAGUGUCUGAGGACAGGGCGGCAUGCCUGCGUGUGCGCUCACAAAGACUUACCUGCACCCCAGCUUCCCAGCGUGGGCACAGCAGCCGCAGUGCAAAGCCCAGGCCUCGCUUCCCAUCUCUCAGCGUGGGGCUCGGUCUCCAUGACCCGUGAGGACCACACAGCUCCCACCGUCUUGAGAUCGUCCCUCUGGGCCUGGACAGGCUGCCCGGAGCCUGUCCUCGUGCUGGGGGGGCAGGUCUGCCCCCCUCGUCCUUGGGGCCUGAGGGGGAAACAGGCAGGUUUGAGGCUCUGUGGGAGCAGAGGAAAUACUGGAGAUGUUUGUCCAGGCCCUUCAGGGAGGCUGGAGGACGUGACCUGUCACACGUUCUAAGUCUGUCUUGUCACGGCUACUUUUCCGCUUCCCACUAACGAAUCUCUCGCUAGGACACACUGCCAGGACCUGUAGGCACUGGGCAGGGAAGUCCCUCUAGGUGCUCGCAGCUACUGAGCACGCAGAUCCCCCCGUGAGAGGAGAAAACCGGAGGUCAGCGGGGACAGCAUCCUUAGCACCUUCCCUGCUCACUGAGCCACUGGCCGAAAACAAGACAAGACACUCUCCCGUCCCCUCUGCCAUCUGCUCCACACACCUGGGCCUCAGGCUGGCUGCAGCUGGGAUGUGUCACCUGCAGCUGCCCGUCACUUAGGGCUCUAGAGCUGCCCACGGUGCGGGCAUCUUGUGCUUGGUGAAAAAGUCUGAGGUUUAAAGGCUGGUCUCUUCCGAGCCCCUAAGUAGGAGCAGCCAGUGCCUCUGGGGCCCAGCUGAGGAGGGAGCAGUGGUCUGUUCGCAGCAGCAGCAAACUGCUGGGCUGACCUGCAGGUAUUGAUGGUCCCAACAUUAAGAUGUCCUCACAGGUUUGUUAGGAGAAGGAGCAAGUAAAUGUACCAAAUAUUUUAAAAUGGACUCCCACUACCCACCAUUUAGACUUAAAAUUAACGUUUUGCCACCUUUUUGUCAUCUUCUCUCAGUACAUUUUUUCUGAACUAGCUUAAAAUUUGCAAAUAUAAUGAGACUACAUUCUCAUGCUAUUGGCCAAUAUCACACCCAAGACAACAGUAAUUUCCCAGCAACAUCUGCUAUUCAAACCAUAUUCAUAGUUCCCCCAAUAACUUAUACCUGGUUUUGGAAUCAGACUGGUUAAGGUACACGUGUUGCAUCUUGGAACUGUGUUUCCUAACAUUUCUUUCAAGCCAGUAAAGUUUCCCUCCUGCUCACUUUGGUUUUUUAAACGACAUUUCUGAGGCUAGCAGGCUGCUGUCUUGUCCCACGUGCUGGAUCUGUCUGUUUCUUCAUGGUGUCAUAGAACAAGUUCCUCUAACCCCUGUAUUGGCAAGGGUAGUUGAGGCUAUGGGGAUUGUUACCUCUUGUGCUGACUUGAAAACGUCAUUCUAGGAUGCCCCUCUGCUGUCACUUGUACCAAGUGCCAAAUCAGCAGAAGGGCCGGCCAGAGCUCCUGGAGAGGGUGAGGGAGGCAGCAUCACAGCUGGGCCUGGGAGAGUCUAGAAAGAAGAGGCUGCACACGUGGAGGCUGGACCAUGCAGUUUCGGGCCUGUUGGAAAUGAGACAUCUUGGGCUCAGAAGAUCCUGUGCUGCCUGCUUUGAUCCUGGUGAUGGACCACAGGGCACCAAACAUCCUCUCUCUCUGUUUUGUGGUCUCUGGGUUUUCACUUCCUGGAGGCCCAUGGUGUGUGUGCACUGGAGCAGAGCCAGCCCCUGGGAAAAGAAGGGCUCAGCGGGGGCCUGCCUCACCCAAGCUGUAGCUGAGAAGAGCACUGGGCUGGAGAUAGGAGAUGUGAAAUUUUGUCCCAGUUGAGUACAUUGAAUAGCUGAGUGACAGUUUCCCUCCCAGGGACUCAGUUGCCCCGUCUAGAAUGAGCAGAUGGGGCUACAGCGUGGAUUUUCAGACGUCAAAGAAGGAAGCAGGUCUGCUCUAGUUGAAGUGAUGAUGGAGGUCCAAGCCACCCCCCCCCCCCCCCCCCCCCGCCGCCACAAGGUUCCCAGAUUGGUCACCUGGGGCUCAGACGGCCAGAGAAUUUUUAGCUCCCACGAGGGAGAGGCAUAGGCUUUAUGUGGGGUCAAUGUUAAGGGCCUAGGGGAAACUCUGGCUGCGUUUUAUCCUAGUAAGUUCAUCCCUCCCUCCCUCCCUCCUCUCUGUGGCCCUUGAGGAGAAUGAGGGCGGAGAGGGUUUUCUAUGACUGUGCUAGCUUUUAUUAUCAGCAAGAGGGCUCCUUUUGUAAUUUGUGCAUGAAAUUCAUGUCAUUUCCUGGGGAGAGGAGAGGGCUGACUGGAGAGGGUGGGGGGCACGUUAGGGGAGCAGGCAGAGGUUUCCUCCUUGUGGGGGUGGGAGAGGAGUAGAGAUGGCGCUACCCCACGUACCUGAUCAGGGCUCUCAAACCAGCCGUUUUGGGUUGUGUUAAAAGUGGGAACCUUCCUCCAUUAAUGUACAAUCUCGAACUAACUGCUAAUAAAGUGGGGUUCUGUUUGUACACAUGGGUCAUGUCUGUCUGUCUGUCUGACCUGAAAAGGCCCGUGGGGAGAGUGGAGAGAAGGAUGUUUGCAUGCAUGCAUGGCCAGUCUGGCCACCCUUGUACACACAAGGUGACUUUGUCAAAUCAGAGAUCAAUCCCAUGGAUUAUAAACUGAAGCUUUUCUAGGUAGCAGGGGCCUGUCCCAGGACAGCCAGGUGAGGUGUCUCAGGUGACAGCCCUCAGCCACGCCAGAUGGUUGAGAAGUGCUGGGGAUGGAGCACCGCACUGAGAGGAAACCCUCAGUCUAGAACUAGUUCUGCUAUCACACACUAGUGUGUGAUGUGACUGGGACAAGUCACUCUCAUGCUUUGAAUCCUCAGUUUCCCUCACCUCUUAGGGGUGUGGAAGGAGUUGGACUCAACGGCCACUCUGGAGAACUUGCUUAAAAUGCAGAUUCUUCGGCUGUGCCCCCAGAGAUUCCUCACUGGUAGAUGUGGGGUGCGGCCCAGGCCCCUGCAUUUUAACAGCCUCUCCAGAACGCUGAGGCACCCCGCCCUGGGAAACCCUGGCUCAAGAGAGAGGGCUCCUACGGGUUCUAAUUAAUUCAGUUCCUAUGGAUUCUAAUUAAUCAGUUCUAAUUAAUUCUUCCCACUGUUGGAGGAAUGAAAAUUUUGGGUAAAAGAAAUGGCUUCCUAGCCCUCCCAGCCUGGUUGAGCUUGAGAUUUGCCAGGGCGGGGCAGAGGCAGGGAGCACAGGGGCAGGAGCUGCUCCCUCAGAGCCCCUGCAGAACUUUACCAAAUGCACAUCCCCAGGCUCCCCCAGCCCCGUCCUCUCAGUCAGAGCCUCUGGGAGAGAGACGCAGAAAUGUGGCUUGUCAGCAAAGUCCCUGCUGCACAGGAGGGGUGGGAACACUGCAUCAGGCCACCACGGGGGAGCCAGACACGCUCCGCAGAACCGUGGACGGCUGCUGUGGGGCGUGCUCGGACGCAGCUGGGACACAGCAGAACACCAGCCCCAGUGGCACAAGGGCAGCACUUGCAGACACCAUUUUGGGGUUUGUCAGCUGGGAACGUGGUACGUACGGGUUGUGGGGCAACAACAAGAACACGGGUGGAGGCUGCAUUAACGGGAGCAGUGGAUCCGCAUCACACAGGUGGGAUUCCUGUGCCAGGUAAGCGGUCAGCCUACAUCAGAUUUUUGAAUUUUUUUUUUUUUUUUUUGGCACAUGGGCU
This is a messenger RNA of Hippopotamus amphibius kiboko, 10759 nucleotides long. RefSeq names its product N-deacetylase and N-sulfotransferase 1 (gene NDST1). Bases 2182 to 4830 code for a protein of 882 amino acids. NCBI's taxonomy places the organism in Eukaryota, Metazoa, Chordata, Mammalia, Artiodactyla, Hippopotamidae. Gene Ontology annotation, molecular function: deacetylase activity; heparan sulfate N-sulfotransferase activity. Gene Ontology annotation, cellular component: Golgi apparatus. The record is from RefSeq and is a predicted model, not a curated record. The transcript has 16 exons.